Neohortaea acidophila is the source of this 1943-nucleotide messenger RNA. RefSeq lists its product as uncharacterized. The transcript is spliced from 3 exons. The record is from RefSeq and is a predicted model, not a curated record. Bases 151 to 1809 code for a protein of 552 amino acids. NCBI's taxonomy places the organism in Eukaryota, Fungi, Ascomycota, Dothideomycetes, Mycosphaerellales, Teratosphaeriaceae.
CAGAAUUCGAUACGCGUCAAGCGCUUCUUGCCCCACGUUCCCUUGUCACUGUAUUCGUUUGUUGCACUACGUGUAUAUAUUCAUCAUUUAUAUAUAUCAUCGGCCUAAUGCACCACAUCGCGGUGCAGAUCCGGGGACGCGCUUGCAUGAAUGUUUCACGACCGCCGGUCCAAGCGCCGGCCCUUGCCGCCACGGAGCCUUCCCUCUCACCGUCUCGUGUCACGUUUGCUCUUUCCUAAACCUCUUUUCACAACUCUCUACCUCUCCUACACCCUCUCGGAGCACACGGUGGGAGAAGAGUCCCCCUCCAUGACUGCCAUCAUGAACGGCCACGCGACCCUGCCAAGCUACGCAGAGCAAUUCGACGCCUUUAGGAAGCACGACGCGGCUCGCGAUACCCUCAUCCAGGAUGUCAUCCGCGCCUACGAGGAAUUGCAACUCAAGUACACCGAGAAGUGCGACGACUACAGUAAUGAGGUCGAAUCACGACGCAUGUGGCAAAGCAAGGCGUCUUUGAAUGAGCGUGCUCUUAAUGAACACCGCCAGAUUUCCGGCUCCAACUCGUUCGUUGUCGCCGUAAUUGAUGGCGAUGGUGCCAUAUUCCAAGAUUUCUUGUAUCAACUGGGCAAGGAUGGCGGAGCCGAUGCCGCCCACCAGCUUCACGCCGAAAUCAAGAACAACAUGAAGACCGCCUAUCCUGACGCCAAUGUCGACGACUGGAGCGUGGUUGUUCAGGUCAUCCUCAAUCUACAAGGCUUAGCUUCCAAGCUCGUGUCAUGCGGCGCCGUGGCCAGUGUCAACGAUGUUUUGGAAUUCGGCCGCUCCUUUGGACUCGCCCAGCCACUGUUCACUUUCAUCGACGCAGGCAGCGGGAAGGAGCGAGCCGACCACAAGGUCCGCGAGACCUUGCGCUUGUAUCUCCCUAACGCCCAGUGCAAGCAUGUCUUCUUCGGACCCUGCAACGACAACGGUUACCUUCCUGUUCUGGAAGGCUACAAGAGAGACUAUGCCUCCCGCCUUACUUUGAUAGAGACGCGGCCUGCAGAGCCUGGAUUCGUUGCUCUCGGCCUGCGGCGCGUUCGAUUCCCUCGAGUCUUUCGAUCCGACAAUCUGCCUGGUGGAAAGCCAUUCUUCAUGUCGUCUCCUCCUGCCACUGUCGCCUCUCCACCCAGCGCGCCCCCGUCCAGGUCUACUUCUGGAGUCUCCAUGCAACCUAUGAGUGCUUCCUUCGUCCCUCGCAACCCCAGCCCCGCUCCAUCCGCCGACUCUGGUAAUUCCACCUGGGCAACGAUCGGGAAGUCUGUCCCGAAUCCCAAGACGAUUCACCUCGCCACUAAGAAAGUGCCACCUCGUCGCUGCAUCUUGCUCAAUGUCUACGAUGAGAGAAGGGACGCCGAGCUGCCGAGGUGUGAUACUGGUGCGGAAAGGCGCUUCGCUGAAACUCUGAAGCACGAUGGCAAGUACUGCAACAACUUCCAUCUUACUGGAAAGUGUGAGUCUCACCAAUCUUCACCAUCCAUCUCUGCCCGUCAAGCUAAUGCCGUUACUCCUCCAGGCGAGGCUGGUGAAUACUGCGACUACCGCCACGGCGCGAAACUAAGUCCCGGCGAACACCUCGUUUUGAAAACCAAAGCACGGUCGAGAACUUGUCCAGACCGAUCUGCUUGUCGAGACCUUGACUGCACCUUCGGCCACCAUUGCAGGUUCGGGCCAGGUUGCACAAUGGAGAACUGCUGGUUUGCGUGGACGCAUGACAUGGAUAUGGUCAGUUUGAUUCCUUUCGCACUUUGCUCCGUGGGCUUUACGUGAUGGUAUUGUUUGUCUGACUGCUCGAUACAGCAACCGGCGAAGCGUGUGUAUGAGCACGGGGCGGAGGAAUGGAUUUCUUCGUAUCUGGAGAAGUUCCGUCCGUAAGACUGUCUUGCUUGGCUGUUUGCUAUGAU